Molecule: messenger RNA, 2077 nt
Organism: Habropoda laboriosa
Lineage: Eukaryota; Metazoa; Arthropoda; Insecta; Hymenoptera; Apidae
Gene: Gs2
Product: glutamine synthetase 2 cytoplasmic
Exons: 3
Coding region: 307-1419 (370 amino acids)
Cellular component (GO): cytoplasm
Molecular function (GO): glutamine synthetase activity
Source: RefSeq, a predicted model, not a curated record
CCUGCGAUCACAUCAGAUAAUCACUUUCGAGCUAGAGGUGGGGAAUCGUAGCAGGCGAAGAGCGCGGGGUAAGCGACGCGUGCGCUGAAACGCUCCUCUACAUAAAUAUCGCAGCCGCGCUCCUACGGUAGUAACACGGACCGUGCUAUCAAGCGCUCGUUGCCUUUAUGACCAGUGCCUUUUCUCUUUGCAACACAACACGAUAGGAUACGGCCCGCGAUUCUGCUUUACGACCAUCGAUCAAACGAUCACCUAGAAUUCCAGCACUUCAUGCAAUUGCUGGACCAGCAAUAAUAGCGUAUUACAAUGUCGCGUGUCAUGCUGAAGGAGUCGCCGAACGCGGCCUUAGACAAGACCUUAUUAAAUAGGUACCUCGACCUACCACAACCGGAGGAUAAAAUUCAAGCGAAAUAUAUUUGGAUCGAUGGAACCGGCGAAGGAUUGCGAAGCAAGACCAGGACGGUUGAUUUUGUACCAAAAGUUCCGUCAGAUUUGCCAGUAUGGACGUAUGACGGAAGCUCGACUUAUCAAGCCGACGGCGUGAACAGCGACAUUUACCUUUGCCCGGUAGCGAUCUACAACGACCCGUUUCGUCGUGGCCAGAAUAAACUGGUGCUCUGUGACACCUAUUACAGCGAUCUAACUCCAACCACGUCGAAUAAGCGUUUAAAAUGUAACGAAGCUAUGGAAGCCGUCAAGGAUCAAGAUCCGUGGUUUGGAAUCGAGCAAGAGUACACCUUUCUCGAUUUCGAUGGUAGACCGCUAGGUUGGCCUAAAAAUGGUUUCCCGGGUCCUCAAGGACCGUACUAUUGUGGCGUAGGUGCCGACAAAGUAAUCGGUCGCGAGAUCGUCGAGGCACAUUAUCGAGCUUGCCUUUAUGCUGGCGUGAAGAUCGCUGGUACGAAUGCGGAAGUAAUGCCCUCUCAGUGGGAAUUUCAAGUCGGUCCAUGCAGCGGAAUAUCAGCCGGCGACGAUCUAUGGAUUGCUAGGUUUAUUCUACAUCGCGUGGCUGAAGAAUAUGGUGUGAUUGUCACUCUGGACCCGAAACCGAUGGACGGCACGUGGAAUGGUGCUGGCGCGCACACAAACUUCUCAACGAAAGCAAUGCGCACUGCGCCGACUGGCAUUGCUGAGAUCGAGAAAGCGAUCGACAAGCUGAGCAAGCAACACCUCAGGCACAUUCAAGCGUAUGAUCCGCGCGGAGGAAAGGACAAUGAGCGCCGUCUGACUGGAAAAUGCGAAACUAGUAGCAUACACGAUUUCAGUGCCGGUGUAGCCAACCGUAACGUCAGUAUUCGUAUACCUCGCGGUGUCGCUGAAGAAAAGAAAGGUUAUUUAGAAGAUAGAAGGCCUAGCAGCAACUGCGAUCCUUACGCGGUGUGCGACGCUUUAGUACGUACGUGCAUCCUGAACGAGUAGAACAGUAUCUAUUCUCUAGGAUAAUCGCGGUGGAAAGGAGCAAUUGGACGAGAAUUUUCGUAGUGCAAUAUCUGGGUUGUAUCUUCGUUGAACGUAUUCCGUGAAAAUGAUAAAACCUGCUUGGUACAAUUCAUUAUUAUUAAUGGCAUGAAGAGAGGUUAGGGGGAAAACUAGAGAGAUCUGAACUCGGGCGGAAAGUGUAUACUUGAGAAACAGGACGAGAUCGUUCAAGGAUCAUCGAUUAUAUAGUAUGUAUAACUAGAAGACCUUGUAAAGGGAACCCGUGUGUUAGGUAGAAAGAAAAAUGAAUAUGGUCGUUCCGUGUUACUGAUCCACUUGUGUUGAUCUCAAAUCAACAUAUAGGUAAAAUUGGUAGGAGAUGGAAGUUUAAAGGUUUCAUGUAAUAUCAGAUAGUGAACAGAGAGAAAAUAAAAACAAACCAGACGUUUGAUAGAAAUAAUUCUUCUUUUUGGCUGAAUAAUGUAUUUCAGGAAAGUUGUUGCGAAUCGAGCGAUCUGUACUUUGUAUUUGGUAUUUUUAAACAGUACAAUAGGAUCGCUAUAAUUACGUAUAUGUCUAAAUAUGUAGAACAGAUUACUUUUAGAAUGUUUCCCAUGCACGUAGCAUUAAUGUUUCUUAUGUCUACCUAUAUUUAAUU